Messenger RNA from Exophiala viscosa, 1925 nucleotides. RefSeq names its product alpha/beta hydrolase. The transcript has a single exon. Gene Ontology annotation, cellular component: mitochondrion; mitochondrial inner membrane. The record is from RefSeq and is a predicted model, not a curated record. Bases 94 to 1779 code for a protein of 561 amino acids. Gene Ontology annotation, molecular function: A2-type glycerophospholipase activity; lysophosphatidic acid acyltransferase activity. Gene Ontology annotation, biological process: phosphatidic acid biosynthetic process; cardiolipin acyl-chain remodeling; lipid homeostasis. NCBI's taxonomy places the organism in Eukaryota, Fungi, Ascomycota, Eurotiomycetes, Chaetothyriales, Herpotrichiellaceae.
UUCUUAUCGGGCUUUCUGCCACCACACCUCAUAUAUCAAUCGAUAGACCGCUACACUCGCCUCCCAGCGCAUGUCAUUGCAAGAGGUACAUGGAUGAGACGGUCUCUACCUUUCACACUCCUAGAGGCUUUCCCUAGUACAAGAGUCACCCAUUGCCCCUCUCUUCGUUUCCAGUCCACCACAACUUACCACGAAUCCGAGCAUACACCUCCCCCUUCUCGCCGCCCUCGCCGCCGACGCGUCAUGUCCACCGACGCUGCGGACUCCGAUGGCGAGAUCCAAAACCGUGGCCAGCAGAGCGCGUUGGCUUCGAAACGUGCUAACGGCGAGAACCCACGAAGAAGUAGAUUCGACGGCUUCUUUCCGUUGAGUUACAAGCAGGGCUUCAGUCAAUGGUGGUCCAACAUUCCCGCCGCAGAAGCCGAACAUAGAGUCCUGUCACUCAUCCCCUACCUUCAAAAACCUCCUACACAUACGCAGACCGGUUCCGAACCACCUUCCAAGAACCCCUCGACCCUGUCAGUCGUAGACACCUCUCCUUCAAAACAAGCUCCACCGAUCACGACAAACUCAAUCACAGACCCGUACGGCCCUCGAACAUGGUAUUCACGGAUGGUUCAGCUAUCUGGCAAAAACAGAGCAUUGAACGAGUUCUCGGUCGAGCGUACCGGCGAGGAGGCAGAUCAAAACCUCGUGAUAAUACAUGGCUACGGUGCUGGCCUCGGCUUCUUCUACAAGAACUUCGAGCCUUUGUCGAGGGCCAAGGGCUGGCAUUUAUACGCCCUGGAUAUGUUGGGUAUGGGGCGUUCGUCACGCCCGCCGUUCCGCAUAAAGUCCAAGAAACGUGAAGACCAGAUCAAAGAGGCCGAAGACUGGUUCAUCGACUCGUUAGAAGAGUGGCGUGUUAAGAAAGGAAUCGACAAGUUCACACUGUGCGGCCACAGCAUGGGAGGAUACAUGGCCGUGUGCUAUGCUUUGAAAUACCCAGGAAGACUCAACAAGCUUAUUCUUGCUUCGCCGGUUGGUAUCCCAGAGGAUCCGUACGCUACUCAUGCUGCCAUGCCGGAUCAAAAGGAGGUUGAUCAGGCACAGCAAGACGAGGCGACAGCCUCCAAGACAAAUACGCCCCCACCACGACGCCCAUACAACAAAAUCUUCACGUACCUUUGGGAGGCCAACGUCUCGGUUUUCGAUCUCGUACGGUGGUCGGGUCCUCUUGGCCCGAGAUUGGUGUCUGGCUGGACGAGUCGGCGUUUCUCGCAUCUACCGGCUGAUGAAGGCCUUGCCUUGCACGAUUACAGCUACAGUCUGUUCCGGCAGCGAGGGAGUGGAGAGUACGCAUUAGCAUACAUCCUGGCUCCCGGCGCCUUCGCUAGAAGUCCAUUGAUCCGACGCGUUCAAGGCAUUGGGCGACAGCCCCUCCCAGCCGAUCUUUCUACUUCAUCUUCCGCCGAGCCACAGCUUGAAAGAGGCUUGCCUGUCGUCUUCAUGUACGGCGAGAAUGAUUGGAUGGAUGUCAAGGGCGGAUAUGCAGCGAAGAAAAAGAUCGAUGCCGAACGUGCCCGAGCGUUGAGAGGUAAAUCCGAGGCUGAGAUUGCAGAGGAUCAGGGUGGUGCCAAGGUCGUUAUCGUCAAAAAGGCCGGCCAUCAUGUCUACCUGGACAGCGCCGACGAGUUCAAUGAUGUCAUGCUGGCCGAGAUGGAGGAUGUUAGAAAGAGAACUGCCGGACAGAAGAAAGGUGGUAUGGGUGGCAUCCAAUUUAUCGACAAGAAGGAUUGAUAUGUCACUUUUCAGACUCGAGAAAAUCCAAUGCUUUCGCAUGUUCAAGGUCUUGGCAAGCCAGCAUGAGCACUUACAUGUGGCCUGUGAAUGACUCCCAUCAACUGGGAGCGAGCGACCUCUCCAGCCAUUCGAGCCGUCACCUG